Molecule: messenger RNA, 306 nt
Organism: Gongylonema pulchrum
Lineage: Eukaryota; Metazoa; Nematoda; Chromadorea; Rhabditida; Gongylonematidae
Source: the annotation of a GenBank genome assembly
AUGCUGGAACUAAUAUCAUCGCUGCCAAUCAUCGUCUGGAAAACAUUAAUCAUUACCGUUUUUCCGAAUUUUGGCCCGCUUGGUAUAACAAAUCCAAAGGCAGUUGUUACGGAAAAUCGACGUGGAUUUAUAAACUCCAGUACGUUUGUUGCAUAUCCAAUCGGGAAGGCAGACUGGUCGAAGAAUAUUAGUGCAAAGCCGACUUUUUUAAAUUAUUCAUCGACGGUCCGGGCCAUUUCAUCGGCACGUUUAACAACGGAUUGGUACGAAGAAUGCUGGGAAAACCUCAUCGGACAGAAUACCUGA